This is a messenger RNA of Capra hircus (goat), 3491 nucleotides long. RefSeq names its product APC membrane recruitment protein 1. The record is from RefSeq and is a predicted model, not a curated record. Lineage: Eukaryota; Metazoa; Chordata; Mammalia; Artiodactyla; Bovidae. Gene Ontology annotation, molecular function: phosphatidylinositol-4,5-bisphosphate binding; beta-catenin binding. Gene Ontology annotation, cellular component: plasma membrane. Gene Ontology annotation, biological process: regulation of canonical Wnt signaling pathway.
UUGUGGUUCAAUUCAAGCCUGAAACCACAGACACCUGUGAAAACAAACCCAGCCUGGAUGCUUGCUCACCAGUACUAUCUCUCUUUGUCUCUCUUAUCUUCAGCCCCAGCUGUGAUGCUUCCUGACUGAUGAUGUUAUAACAGUGCCGAGAAGCCAAAAGGCUGCAUUUUUUAGCUGAAUACACCUGAGUUUUCCCCAUCAUCAUGGAGACCCAAAAGGAUGAAGCUGCUCAGGCCAAGAGAACAAGAGUCUCUAUGGAUACCCAGGAUCAAGGGACAGAGAAAGGGGCCAAAAACAAGGCCUCUGAGACAACAGAAAGGCCCGCAUCAGAGCCACCCUCAUCUGGUCCAGGUAGGCUGAAGAAAACUGCCAUGAAACUCUUUGGUGGCAAGAAGGGCAUCUGUACCCUGCCUAGUUUCUUUGGAGGGGGACGAAGCAAAGGUUCUGGGAAAGGCAGUUCUAAGAAGGGUCUUAGCAAGAGCAAGACCCACGAUGGCCUGAGUGAAGCAGUCCAUGACCCUGAAGACAUUGUCAGUGAAGGAACUGGCCUCUCCUUACCUUUGCCUGAGUCAUCACGACUUCCCAGCUCUCAGAGUGUCCAUGGGUCUUUGGAGACAGACUCCAGAUGCAAGAGGUCUGUGGCUGGAGCCACAGAGAAAGCUGGGGCUGAGAAGGCUCACUUUGUGCCCAAGCCAAAAAAAGGCCUGAAAGGUUUUUUCAGUAGUAUCCGUCACCGGAAGAGCAAGGUCUCUGGGCCUGAACAAAGCAAUCCAGCCAAGGAGUCUGAGGGGAUCAGGGCCAGGCCUCAUGAGUACGUGAGCUCAGCCCUUCUGUCGCACACUGAUGAGGUCUUCCAAGCCCCAAGAAAAGAAAAUGCCAAAUCCCAAGAUGUCCCUGGGCCAAAAGUUUCUUCAAUAUCAGAGACUUCUCUGGCAGCCACUGAGAAAGCAGCCUUUAAAGAUCCAGAAAAAACCUUGGAGACCUUUGUCUCAGCACUCUUGCAGCCCAAACCUGCCCCUGAAGCCAGUGGUCCAGAGGAGCUGCAUAGUCCAGAAACAGGGGAGAAGCUUGUGGCAGGAGAGGUAAAUCCACCCAGUGGCCCUUGGGACCAGCUGAGCCUCCUCUUUGGGGAUGUCACAUCUCUGAAGAGUUUUGACUCACUGACAGGUUGUGGUGACAUAAUAGCAGAACAGGAUAUGGAUAGUAUGACAGAUAGCAUGGCCUUGGAGGCCAGGGCCAACCGAGAUGGAACCAAACGAAGUUCCUGCUUGGUAACCUACCAAGGGGGCGAAGAGAUGGCCUUGCCUGAUGAUGAUGAUGAGGAAGAAGAGGAAGAGGAGGUGGAAUUAGAGAGGAGGGAGAUCAAGGAGGAAGAAGAUGAUGAUUUAGAGUAUCUGUGGGCAAGUUCCCAGAUGUACCCAAGGCCCAUACUAAAUCCAGGCUACCAUCCCACCACAUCCCCAGGCCAUCUUGGCUACAUGCUUCUUGACCCAGUUAGGUCUUAUCCUGGCUCAGCCCCUGAACUUUUGACUCCUCAGAGUGAUCAGCAAGAGUCCGCCCCCAAUAGUGAUGAGGGUUAUUAUGACUCCACUACACCAGGACUUGAGGAUGAUUCAGGUGAGGCCCUGGGGCUUGUCCGUAGGGAUUGCUUGCCCCGAGACAGCUAUAGUGGUGAUGCCCUCUAUGAGUUCUAUGAGCCAGAUGAUAGUCUGAGAACCCCACCUGGGGAUGACUGCCUUUAUGACCUCCAUGGUCACAGCUCUGAGAUGUUUGACCCCUUCUUGAAUCUUGAGCCCUUUUCUUCCCCUCGGCCACGAGCAAUGGAGACAGAGGAAGAACGGCUAGUGGCCAUCCAGAAACAGUUGCUAUAUUGGGAGCUACAGCGGGAGCAGCGAGAGGCCCGGGAAGCAUGUGCCCAAGAGGCUCACACCAGAGAGGCCCAUGCUCGAGAGCCCCACACCCGGAAGCUUAUGUCAGAGAGGCCCGACCUCAGAGCCUACGCCAGGGAGGCCUGUGGCCAAGAGGUCUGUGGUCGAGAGGCUCAAGUCCGAGAGACACAGGUGCGGCAGGAGAAGCCCAUCAUAGAGUAUCAAAUGAGGCCUUUAGGCCCAUCAGUGAUGGGUCUGGUGGAAGGGGCAUCAGGGACCUCUCAGACUUCCCACAGAGGAACCACAUCAGCUUUCCCUGCCACUGCAAGCAGCGAGCCAGACUGGAGGGACUUCCGUCCUUUGGAGAAGCGUUUUGAGGGAACCUGCUCCAAGAAAGAUCAAAGUACUUGCCUGAUGCAACUCUUCCAGAGUGACGCUAUGUUUGAGCCAGACAUGCAAGAAGCAAAUUUUGGAGGAUCUCCCAGGAGGGUACCUACUUAUUCACCUCCUGAGCCAGAGGAAGAGGAUGUUGAGAAGGAAGGGAAUGCUACUGUGAGUUUCUCUCAGGCCCUCGUGGAGUUCAGCAAUGGGAACCUCUUCUCCAGCAGUCUUCGCAGCUCUGACUCUGAUUCAUCCUUCACUCAAAACCCUUCCUGAGCGCCUCCCAUGGUGACCUUUGAUAUCGCUGAUGUGGAACGGGAUGGGGAAGGCAAGUGUGAAGAAAAUCCUGAGUUCCACAAUGAUGAAGACCUUGCAGUCCUUGAAGCUUUUGAACUGGGCUACUACCAGAAACAUGCCUUCAACAACUACGCAGCGCGAUUCUACCAAGGCUACCCUGGGUGUGAGCAGUCUCCCUCGAUACUUGGACUACCUGGCAUGCACCCUCGUCCUCCACCUGCUGCCAUGGCCCUCAGCAGGAGGAGCCGCUCCCUUGACACUACUGAGACCCUGGAGCUGGAGCUCUCCAAUUCUCACCUGACCCAAGGCUAUAUGGAGUCUGAUGCUCAGGCCCAGCAAGAAGAUUCAGAUGAAGAAGAGGAGGAGGAAGAAUGGGGCCGAGACAGUCUAUCUCUCUAUACUGAACCUCGUAACUACGACUGGUCUGCCUGGGCUCCCUGUCCUCUCCCAGUGGGGCCUGGCCAUGCCUGGAUAAGUCCUAGCCAGUUGGAUGGGCCUUCUAGCCAUCCAUUUGGGCAGGCAGUCUGUUGCAUAUCUCCUCUCACCAUGUCAAUGUUGCUCUCAGUAUCAGGCCAGAGCCAAGGCACCUGGGAAUCCAAGUCUCAGCUAGCUCGGCCCUUCACACCUACCCCUGCCCAUGGGCCCUUUUGUUAUAACCUCCAGCCAAAGGCCUCCCAGAGUGUGAAGGCCAGGCCUCAAGAUGUGCUGCUGCCUGUUGAUGAGCCCAGUCAUUCCUCCAUUUCUGGAGGCUUCAGCCCGCCCUGUGCCCAGGCCAAGCCUGUGGGCAUUACUCAUGGCAAUCCCUCAGCUGCCCAGGAUCCGCCUGCCCCAGAGCCCCAGCCCAUUCACUAUGGGGCUUCCAGCCUUGACCUUUCAAAGGAGAAGGCUGAGCAAGGUGCCUCUCUCCCCACCAGCUGCUCCUCCACUGCUAUGAAUGGGAAUUAG